Molecule: messenger RNA, 2472 nt
Organism: Papilio machaon (common yellow swallowtail)
Lineage: Eukaryota; Metazoa; Arthropoda; Insecta; Lepidoptera; Papilionidae
Exons: 7
Coding region: 1-2472 (823 amino acids)
Biological process (GO): DNA integration
Molecular function (GO): nucleic acid binding
Source: RefSeq, a predicted model, not a curated record
AUGGGGAUGCUGCCGGGGCUCGAGAAAGAAGAAAUCUUUGGCAAGGAUCUGAGUGGCCUGACCCUGGCUAGAGUGGUGGAGCUGGCCGAGAACAUACGAUGCGCGCGAGCGGGAGCCACCUGCGCAGCCGCUGCGACCAGCGUCGUCGUCGCCGCGCCUACAGAAGUAUUGUGUAAAACAGGACAGCCGAACAAAAGUGAACUAAGCGUGAGGCACCUCCGACGUAUGUGCAAGAAGGUGAACCUGGUGACGUCAGCCGUGACGAGGGGAACGGACGAGAACGAUGACGAUGGUGAGUUGUAUCAUAUCCGUUCUUUUAGGGGCGAACCUAUGGUGGAGUGCGUUAGGUUAAACGGGGCGCGACCUAUUGCAUUCGCUCUAAGGGAAAAAGUUACCGAUGAGCUAAAUAGGUUAGUCGAUCUAGGUGUCCUAAAACCGGUCGACUAUUCCGAGUAUGCGUCCCCUAUAGUACCAGUUUUAAAAAGAAAUGGCUCCGUGAGAAUAUGCGCCGACUACUCGCUGUGUCUCGAUGAGGAGUCGCAGAAGUUGACGUGCAUAAACACGCACCGGGGGCUGUAUCAGUAUACGCGACUCGUAUUCGGUUUGUCCUCGGCCCCGGCGAUAUUCCAGCGCGCCAUGGAAACCGUGUUGGCGGGUUUAGACGGGGUGUUGUGUCUCCUCGAUGAUAUCUUAAUUACAGGGCUGGCUAAUUACUAUAGGAAUUUUGUACCCGGUGCAUCAAUGAUGUUAAGUCCAUUGUACGAGCUACUGAAAAAGAAUACUAAAUGGAAGUGGACGAAGAUUCACUCAGAUGCCUUCUUAGCUAUAAAGAAAUGUCUAGCGUCGGAUUCGGUUUUGGCUCAUUUUAACCAAAAGGCCAAACUUAUCUUAACGGUCGACGCGUCCCCCACCGGCCUCGGGGCAAUAUUGUCGCAAGUGGGGGACGACGGCGUCGAGAGACCUGUCUCUUUUGCGUCGCGCACGCUAACGCCCGCUGAACAUAGCGCCGAUAAUACCGCAGAUUAUCUGUCGCGCGCGAGUCUGCCGGGGGCGGGGGAGCGCGGCGCGAGAACCACAGAGGCGGGGCGCGCGUCGUGCGCAGACGCCGCCGCGGCGCUGUGCGAUAGGGCCGCAUACGUCUGUUUCGUCGUGGACGGAACGUUGCCUAUGACCGUCAGCGAAUUACGUCACGAAACAGCUAAAGAUGUUAUUUUGUCCCGUGUCAUGAAUCAUGUUUUAAACGGCUGGCCGAACAAAGUAGUCGAUUUAAAGUUGAAGCCGUAUUUUUUGUGUCGAAAUCAAUUAUCGGUAGAAAACGGCUGCUUAAUGAGAGGGCACAAGGUUAUUAUUCCAAGCUCACUACGUAAAAGAGUAAUGGACGAAUUACAUACGUCCCAUUUAGGUGUAGUAAAAACCAAGGCCGAUGCGAGGUCGAGAUUUUGGUUCCCGGGCGUCGAUGAAGCGAUUGAAAACUUUAUCGGGUCGUGCGAGGUGUGCACCCGGCUGAGGCCGUCACCGCCGCGGGCGAAGCUGGUGCCGUGGAGGUUCCCUCCUCAGCCAUUUUACAGAGUGCACAUCGACUUUUUAGGACCCUUGAACGGUCGUACGUAUUUGGUCGUCGUAGACUCGUACACCAAAUGGGUCGAGGUAUACGACAUGAAUGCGAACACAACGUCGUGUGCAGUAGUUGAGCGGUUGUACGAGUACAUUGCGCGUUAUGGGUUACCGAAAACGAUAGUGAGCGACAACGGGCCCUCCUUUGCCUCGCAAGAAUUUUCAAGGUUUUGCGCAGGCAAUGGGAUCAGUCAUCUUACUACACCGGCGUACCAUCCGGCUAGCAACGGCCAGGCAGAAAGUUCGGUAAAGGUUGUAAAAAAGGGUAUUAGAAGCAGCAUCAUGUCUAGUCGUACAGCGAAGGAAUGUAAGUUACGUCUCCUAAAGUUCUUGUUCGAUUAUCGGAACUCGAUUCAUUCCACCACAGGUUUCUCCCCGGCUGAACUUGUAUACGGAUGUAAACUCAGGUCGCGGUUGGAUCUAAUUAAUCCCAAAGAGCCGUCGUCCUCGUUCAGCGCCCUUGCCGAUGUUGUGCAUGAUAGGCAGCAGGCACAGAUCGUAGCCCAUGGUGGGAAAAAUAAAAUUUCCUUUUCCCCAGGUGAACAGGAUAAUGCUACUUUAGUUACCACUAAAAAACACAAAAAUCAAUUGUGGUUAUGCAAAGCAGACGUUACUGCUACUAAUGUAAACUCGCGGGAUGUUGACGAUGAUGAUGAUGAAAUUGUAGUGAGUAUCCCAACAUCGCCAACAUCCUCCGGACAGCCAGGAGUCGCACAGGGCAUUAGUGAUGGAGAACAGCCUGAGGGGGAAGGUGAGGAGGCGUGCUCGCCGCCGCACACACCGCUUAUCAACCAUCCUAAUGUCACAGUGGCUAGGGGUGUUAGGCGCCCUGCGCAGUCCGAAGAGGAUGAUUGUUAG